Molecule: messenger RNA, 2893 nt
Organism: Doryrhamphus excisus (bluestripe pipefish)
Lineage: Eukaryota; Metazoa; Chordata; Actinopteri; Syngnathiformes; Syngnathidae
Gene: gmeb2
Product: glucocorticoid modulatory element binding protein 2
Biological process (GO): regulation of transcription by RNA polymerase II
Cellular component (GO): nucleus
Molecular function (GO): RNA polymerase II cis-regulatory region sequence-specific DNA binding
Source: RefSeq, a predicted model, not a curated record
UGACAAUGUUUGGUCUGAAAUCGCAAGGGGAUACAGAAUAAGAAGCAUCAGUUCCGUAGUGUGAAAUGUACAUGAAGGAAGUCAGAGGAAGAUGGAAAUUUGUCGGCCAAGUUGCGUAUUUAUGUUUCAUGUUGAAUGGAAUCGAGUCGAUGCUUGUCAUCUGUUGUUUCUGAAUAAAUCGUAAAGUUUAGCUAGCAUUAGCAAUCAUUUUGCUAACGUCAGCGGUCAUUCGGCUCAGCGUUGGUUAGCAGGCUAACAACAGUGACAGAAGUUGUGCACCAUGGCUUCACCCGAGGUGAAAAUGCAGGAAAUGAAUGAAGUCGUCAUCGUCACAAUGUCCGAGGAGGCCAGUGGGAACCUCACGUCUGUGGUGGAGGACAAAACGGUGCUGGUGACAACACAGCUCAGCCAUCAGCCAGGUGAGGAAGUCCUUACAGUCACUCAGGUUGAAACAGAUGAUCAGAGUAAAACAGAUGGCCUGUCCAGUGAAGAAGAUGUAAUUGUGAAGUUAACAGAGGAGGUGGAUGUGGAAGCUGAUGUGUUCUACCCCAUCACGUGUGGCGAUGCCAAAGCCACACUGGUGUGGAAGAAGUUUGUCUGCCCUGGGAUUAAUGUGAAAUGUGUCCAGUUCAAUGAUCAGCUCAUCAGCCCAAAGGAGUUUGUCUGCUUAGCAGGCAAGUCCACCCUGAAGGACUGGAAAAGAGCCAUCCGAUUCAACGGCACCAUGCUCAGGAAGAUCAUGGACUCAGGCGAGCUGGACUUCUACCUGCACGCAAAGGUCUGCUCCAACACCUGCCGCAGCACCAAGAUUGACGUGGUGGGAAACAAAGUAUCUGUCAGCUCUGAUCAGUCUGCUGAAUUGGCUGGUGCUGCUUCAUCCAGUGCUUACUUGAAUGGAGGAUCCCUGACAGAGUCACCCGAGGAACCUUCAGAAUGGGUCACAGCCAUAAGAGAGGACUCGAUAACAUUCUGGCAUGCAGUGAAGGAGGCAGGGCUGCUGGAGGAGGUGAUUGAGGACUUCCAGAAAGAGCUCCAAGAAGUGCUGAAGGGGCUGCAAAAAAGAGUGUCUGAACCACCACUGCAGGUUAAAGAUGCCGUUUUGCUCAAUAACAUUGUGCAAAACUUUGGGAUGCUGGAUCUGGUGAAAAAGGUUUUGACUAGUCAUAAGAGCCAGAUGGAUCAUUACAGAGAACAGUACACCAACAGCCUCGCUGCUCUGGAGCAGCAGUGUGAUCAGCACCGGAAGCGAGCCAAGGAGCUGAAGAGUAAAUCUCAGCACCUAAACAACGUCCUGAUGAACCUCACCCCGGCACCAGCCACCCCACCAAGAAAACGUGCCCGGGUCAGCCACGCCACUACCACCCCAGCCACAAUCAGCCCGGCGCCCACACAGGUCACGCUGCCUCUCAGCCAGCUCAGCGGCGUGGCGCUCGGCAAGCUGCUUACUGUGGCGGGAGCUCCCGCGGCCACCAACUUGGGCGGAUACACUCUACUGACCUCGCCGCUCAACGGCUCGGAGCUGGUGGCCGACGCGUCCAACCUUACGGUGCUUUCCACCGUGGCAGGUCAAGAAGUGACAUCCGCCGAGAGCAGCUCUACCGUCUCUUUUGUCAAAAUGGUCAGCCCUCAGUUCCAGUUGGUAACUCUGCCAGCCACGUUACAGGGCCUGGCCGCCACUCAGAGCACCACCAUCGCACAGCCGCUCGGAAGCAUCACAGUGGUGGAUGCCACGGCGGCCAGUGCAGACAUUUUUCUACAGGGAGUUCAAACUGGUGAGGAUGAAGAAGGUCAGCCCAAAGAGGUGAGGGGCGAUGACAUGCAGCAGCUGGCCGAGCAGCAAUGAUGGAAAAUUAGCAUUCCGUUUGUUCAGGGAUACAUCCUUUAGUUUAGCUUUCUUUUUAAAGUGCAACUUUUUUUUUUUUGCCGUAGCAGUAUUGAAGAUGUUCUCAUGUUAAUUUAGAGCAAAGCAUAAGAUAGCUGAGGAAACGGUGCACACUUUAACUAGUCAGGUUUAGGAUUACUUGGCUUCUACUCUUGUCUCAGUCCUUGCUGUGUGUGUACAUGGUUUAUAUAUAUAUAUAUAUAGACACAAAAUGUACUAUGUAAAACAUUAUACAAUGUAUGAUGAAUGUUGUGGGGAAAAAUGAAUAAUAGCACAUUAUCUGUACUUGCUGUGUUUGUUUUUUGGACAACAUUGGGAAAGGGGAAGAACAGUGUUUUUCCUAAAACCUGGAGUAAACGAUCGCACACCAAUGUCUUCUUCUGCCUCGUUCUGCUCUGCAUUUGAGUUUCUAAUCAUCAUACACCAAUGAACAAAAUGUAACAGUUUUCUUUGCUGAUGUAUAAACUGCUCGUAAUAAUACGUUGUAUCUUAAUUUCUUGUAAAUACGACAUUUUUAUUUAUUUUUUUGUGUAUUCCAUGUGACAUGUUGCUGCUAUUCUAACAAACCCAGUUAGACUAUGGCUUUGCACUAAUGCACACUUACAUAUAAACCUAAAUAGUCUAAAUUACAGAGUAGUUUAUAAAAUACAUAAUGCAAUGUAUUGCUGUAUUUAAUUCAUGUUGGAAAAUCCUGUACCUUGCGUUCACGUAAUGUAAGAUGAUACAUAAGCACAGCAAAUUAUUCUGCCAUUGGGUGAAAAUAUGAUCGUGGUGUAAUUGAACAGGCUGGAAGUGGUUUCAUUCUACCAGUGGGGCACCUUCGUACCUCUUGCCGGGGAUGGAACCUGCCUCCGCACAUCCCAGCUGAAUGAGAAUGAAGUUGAGCAGCACUAGUCAAUGAGCUCAAGGCCCAGUGCAGCUCUUAAGGGGUCGGAGAGUCUCCAGCAUCUUGGCCUGCACUUGAGUGGUUUAAAUUUAAAAAAAAUUGUAAUAAAAGCGAGUAAUAUCAAA